AGGAAGAGAGGAGAGGGAACUCGAUCACCCUGAAAAAUUUCCCAUCCACAACCCACGGGCCCCAAAUAAAAGCAAGUGUAACAGGGCCGCGUUUGCGUUUUGCCGCAUCUCAAUAUCUCAAAUCAAAAACAAAAUCAAAUUCCUCUCGGUUGAUAACCCAUAAUCAAACCGAAAUAACAAGUUACUUUCCGGCGAGCCACAUGAACCUAUAAUUGAUGUUUAAAGGUAUUACAAACACAAGAUGAAUACCAAAAACAUGCAAAACGCACCCAUAGAUGGGAAAACAUUUCUCGAGUUGUUGUCAACAAUAUCAUUGGAAAAGGUGUUACAAUCUGAGUUUCGUCUCAAUCCAUCAAAUAGGUGGGAAAUGUUGAUAACCCCAACCGAUCCCCUUUGGAAGUAUCACUGCAAUAUUUGCCAUGUUGUUCAGUACGGCGACAAGAAUUUGUUUAGCCACCUUAGUGGUAAAAAACAUGGCGUAGCAAUGAUGGCUUCACCACAAUUGCAAAUAAGAUUAAAACCCACAGGUGGUCCUUCACAAAAAAGCUUUAAGAACUCUGAUACUACUAAAAUGGGAUCCAACACAAAUUCAAAUAUUGCUAGGAACAGCCAAUCCCCUGUUACAAAAAAUGCCGCUGCUUUCAACCAAAAUGCUGCAAACAAAAAUAAUAUUUCUAAUAAUACGGCCAAACAAGCAGGUGAAAAUUCGGCUGUAAAAUCUAGCCCUAUUCAAAAGAAAAGUCCAGCCGUUGGCGUGAACUCACAAAAAAAUUUUAGUCCCAAAACGGGAGUAAAUACACCCAAUCAGAAGAAUGUUCCAGGAAAUAAUUCAUCCAUUCCAAGGGGCGUACAGGGUACUAAUCAAAGCAAUCAAAGGAGUAUUUCAGGAAAUAAUCAAACCCCUCAAAAAAUUAUUCCAACAAAUAGUCAGCCUGUUCAAAAAAGUAUUCAACGAAAUAACAAUAAAAAUAUUCCAGCAAGCAGUGACCCUGUUCAAAAGAGCAAUCAGGGAAAUAAUAAUCAAAUGAAUCAAAAGACAAUUUCAGAAAACAAUCAGAAAAAUAUGCAAGAAAAUAAUAAUCAGACCAAUCAGAAGAAUAUUCAGGGAAAUAAUCAAACCACUCAAAAGAAUAUCCCAGUAAAAAGUCCAGCAAUGCAAAAGAAUAAUACAGGUACUACUACACUCACUCAGAACAAACCCGGGGGAAAUACUGCUCCCGUUCAAAAGAAUAUUCCAAUUAUUGGUUCGAAUGUACCGAAAAAGCCUCUACUGAACUUGGCCAAUAAUCAAUUUAAAAAACCAGUUGCAAACGUGGCCAGCGCAACUAUCUCUGGUAUCAAAAAGGGAUCACAGACUGCGGCACCAAGCACACCAGCUCCUUCUAACACUUCGAAGAGUACAGAAGGAACUGAUGCUGAAAAAACUGAAAACAAUGCUAACUCUCAGUCCAAACCCACAAUUAAACCUGCACAAAAUUCACAGACACCAGCAAGCGGUCAGAAUCAAACAAAAUCACCAUCACAAGCAAAAGCACCAACUAAACCGCAAUCACAGUCUCAAGAAAAGCCACAGACACAGCCACAGCCACAGACACAGCCAGACAAAUCUGCGCAGAAUGCAAAGGUCGAUACUGUGGACUUGACUCGAAACAAGAGCACUAAUCCAGAUAUAGUGAAGAAUCCGCUGGCGAAAAUCUCUUGUGUUCCGCUUGCCUCGCUUAUCAGCACCAAUAAAGAACCCGAGUCGGAACCCGAUGUUAUAAUUAUUGAUGAACAACCGAAUGAGAUUGCCAAACUACCAAAAACUCCUUUACUCUCAAUACCAGUUCAAGCAAGCAAUUCAAACACCUCAAGUGGAGCCGAAAAGCCGACUCCUCCUCCUAAAAAAAUGUACACUUUGCCUCCGAGGGAUCAUUCUCCCGUUAAAUCCGCUAGUGGCACAUUCGAGUCAAGAAGUCAGAGUCAUGUAAUGGGUCUCGUUGGAGUUGAAUACGUUUUGAAAAUAGUAAGGAGCUUGCACGAUAAGUACGCCAGAUAUCAAUGUUGCUUAUGCGACAUCGGUACUGGUGAACAGUCUAUGCACAACCAUUUGCUGGGUUAUAACCAUCGUCUUAAGUAUUUUGACAAGCAUUUUCCGACUGCGAUGCGUCAUUUCCGUCAGUAUGUGUCCGAAGUGCCCGAGAGCGAGGUAUGCAAAAUAAUGAUGCCCGUAUUCGAUAAGCUUGCAACUGCCAUUGAAACCCAUCAUGGUCGAAAAUCACCUCAUUUGUGCUACGAACAUCUCUAUAAAAAAGAUCGCGAGGAUUUGUACACUUUGGUGUUCAAUAGGAAGCAUUCAUCCGAAAAGGUUGGACCUUCGUUCACUCAUGUCGUUGACUCAAAAGAAAUUAAUGAGUUGAUCAAUAAAGCUAGAAACGGCAGUCACUCCUCGAUGACCGUGGAUAAUCCGAAUCCAAUUCCGAGUUCGAAUCCAAUUCCAAGUUCAAAUCCUCCAUAUGGUCUACCAUAUGCACCUCACGGUAAUAAUUAUAUGGGCUACCGAAAUGAGCCUCAAAAAAAUACAUCUCAGAUGAUUGAUGAUGAAACCCAUAAGAGAAUGGUUGAUAACUUCCUCAGGGGCAAUAGACACAAUUCUGGAGAUAACCAGAGGUCCCGAAACCUGAAGCGACACCGUUCAAGAUCGAAGUCACCGGAUCAGAGGAAAAGAUCUACACACAAAAGGCAUUGGGAUGUAGAACGCAGGUCAGUAUCUCCAUUGCGUGAUGGGGAUAUUUGGCAGGCAUACCGCCACAUGGUUGAUCUGAAGGUACGUGAGCUAAACGUGUCCUUCGACGCAUACAGAUCUGACCCCGAACAGCAUCCGAGCUAUCAGGCAGAGUGGCAAAUGUUCUGGAAGCGUCGCAAGGAUGAGCUUAUACAGGCUGGCAUCAAUCAUCGUUCUUAUAACUUCCAGAACGAAUGGAUUCAUUUCUUUAAUGCCCGUAUCGAAGAAUUGUACAAGCAAGAUAUUGAAAAUAUCAAGAUAAAAUGCCGCGAAAGGCUGUGCCUUCCAAUGACUAAUAGUCAUUUGGCCAAUGAAAAGUAUCACGUUAAUUUGCCUGGAACUGCUGAUGGUCCUGGUAUUAACAAACUUAAAAAUAAUAAUGGCCCAGAGAAAAUGUCUGUAGAUCCAGAACCACUGACUGAGGCCCCGCCGAAUGUGAUUCAUGUCCUUCGUCUGCUAACUGCUUUGGAGGAUUACCUUGGAAGCCUGGGUCCUUUUAUUACCGACAUGUUAGUAAAAGCCUUGCAAGCUCAGAAAAUUUCCCCAGAAUCAGUCCAAACACUAAUUUUGAGUGAUGAAAACUGUGCUCUGUUAGAGACUGUUAAAGAAAAGUUUACCGGUCUCUUGAUUACCGAAAUAUAUGAUCCUGCUAAGGAAAGGGCUUUGAAAAGAGCGAUUAAUGACACAGAACUUUUACUUCAAGAGGCCAGUAAAAUGAAGAAUCUUAAAGAUACCGCUCAGCGUCCUGAGCAGCCAGAACUUCAGAUGGGUAACAAAAAUCUGUGUAACCCUGAACCCCCAUAUGAUAAAACUGUCCUUGCAGCUAAGCUGGCUUCUUCUUUGGUAUCCCAAGGCAAGACAUCUAUUAACAAGGAAGAACUUCAGAAAAUACUUCAAGUAUAUACCAUGAUUGAGCAGAAGAAAAGGCAGGAAAUGCCCUCUGCCACAUCUUUUAAUUCUGGCCCCAGCUCUACCACUAAUUUGAUCUCGAACUCAAAUAACAAUGGCAACUUGUUGACACAACAAUCGAAUAGAAAUGCAAACUUUGCAAACAACUCUUACAAUGCGACCAGUAUGUAUACUGAUCAAAGUUACUCCGGAAGUGUGGCUCGCUACAACCAACCAAACACUAACACGGCUAAUACCUUAACCUCGAACGCGUAUUCGACUGAACGUGGAUAUGGCGGAACCGGCGGAUCAGGCGGUUAUCAAACCGGCACCAAUCAAUUUGGCAACAACCAACCGGCGAUCAAUCCAAGCAGCGUUCUGCUAAACGACCUAACUUCGUCAUCACUUUUCAACUUUAACACCAACUUGAACCCAACUUACAAGAACAUUACCGCCAGGAGGAACACUAAUUUUUAAUAUUUGUUAGUAAAUAAUGCAAUGAAUUAGACUUUUAAACGAAUCUUACAUGAAAUCCUUAUUAAUGUAAUCACAUCAUUGUCAAAUUAGCUACAUUCAUCGAAAAUAUGUACGACAUUUGAACAAAUUAAUGUAAAUAAACCGAUUUUACAAUGGAAAAACUGAUUCUUAAUUAUAGUAAACAAAAAAGGAAAAAAAAAUUAAAGCCAUAUACGCUUAAAAUAUGUUUUCCUUUAAUAACAAUUUCAUUGUAUAUUUUUUUAUAAACGAUAAUUAUAAGUAAUCCAGAAACCUGUAUGAUUUUUAAUUACAUUUACUAUAUUGUAUUGUACUUAAAAUAGUUUUUUUGUAAAAAUAAAACACACUUUUGUUUGUGCCAUUGCAAUAUAAA
Messenger RNA from Drosophila eugracilis, 4520 nucleotides. RefSeq lists its product as uncharacterized. Bases 242 to 4129 code for a protein of 1295 amino acids. The transcript is spliced from 2 exons. Lineage: Eukaryota; Metazoa; Arthropoda; Insecta; Diptera; Drosophilidae. The record is from RefSeq and is a predicted model, not a curated record.